AUGGGGAAAUACAACUGUUGCGUUCCGAAUUGUACAAAUAACYGGAGAAAUUCUCCUGGGUUGAAGUUCCAUGCACUUCCGGGAGAUCCUAAGGUUCUUAGGGAAUACAAACAGCUGAUAAGAAACGAUAAUCUCAGAGUAUUCUCGACGAGCACAAAGAUAUGCGGUAAACACUUUCCAGAAGGAGAGAGAUGUAGUCGUACUCAGUUGCCAUCGAUAUUCACCUGGUCUAAGACCGUACAUAAACGACGUGAAAUUGUCAAAAAUGAAGUACCAAAGAAAAUUAAAACACCAGGGAGUUCCACUUCAACAGUUAUAGAAUCGACAGUGACUUCCAUAAACAUGGACGAUCAACAUAUCCUCGAAGAAAGAAAGUGUUUACCACAUAUCUUUGUGCUCGUGAGGUUUUUAAAACUAGUUUUAGCAUCCUUCCCUAAAUAA
Messenger RNA from Actinia tenebrosa (Australian red waratah sea anemone), 441 nucleotides. Its product is annotated as THAP domain-containing protein 11-like. The record is from RefSeq and is a predicted model, not a curated record. NCBI's taxonomy places the organism in Eukaryota, Metazoa, Cnidaria, Anthozoa, Actiniaria, Actiniidae.